This is a messenger RNA of Siniperca chuatsi (mandarin fish), 1106 nucleotides long. It is a transcript of the gene lxn, whose product is annotated as latexin. Gene Ontology annotation, molecular function: metalloendopeptidase inhibitor activity. The record is from RefSeq and is a predicted model, not a curated record. The transcript is spliced from 7 exons. NCBI's taxonomy places the organism in Eukaryota, Metazoa, Chordata, Actinopteri, Centrarchiformes, Sinipercidae. The coding region runs from base 188 to 880 and encodes 230 amino acids.
GUCCUCAAAGAGCUCUAGUGUCAGGAAGUGGGAAGUAAUCUUUCCAUUUGCAUGAGGAGCAGCUGAGACUGAACAUUGGGCAGUUCACCGGCAGAGAGUUGCAGCAUUCCAAGAUCUGACUCCCUGAUUUAAUUCAUUAUUCAGCUGUACACCUACACAAAAAGUAUUAGCGGAAGAAGAGGCUGUGAUGGCGACUGGAGAGCUGAACCCCAGUCACUACCCUGCUCAGAGGGCAGCCAAAGUGGUCCAACACUACCUCAACACCCGCUACGGCUCUCCAUACAGGCUGUUCGGACUGCAGAGGGUCCUCAGCGGAAACGCAGAGGAUGUGGCAGACUCUGGAAGAAAGUAUCAGCUGGAGAUCUCGGUGCAGGAGAUAAUCGGCAAUACUACAGGGAAUGUCUCUGCAGAGGUUUUGUUUCCGAGGGGAGAACAGCAGCGCUCAGCCCAGGUCCGGGCCUCGUGUGAGGAGCUCCUUAAAAUCAACACUAAAGCUCAAGAAGAGACAUUGUACCAACAGUACAAGACGAACCAAAGCCUGCUGUCUGCACAAAAUUUACCUGAUAGCUACGGUCACAUUGAGCCUGACAUGAAGCCUUUCUGGCACCUGGGCAUUGUGGCCUCCAGCUUCGUCAUGCUGAACGAAUCCACUGAAAACACUCUGUACAACAUGGCUCAGGUGGCCAACAUCACGCAGCUGGCAACUGAGAACGACCAGCUGAAGUUUGACUGUCACAUACUGCUGCAUGAGAUGGUGUCCCAGGAAAUCAUUCACUGGAAACUGCUGUUCACCUGGUCUCCUCCAGAGGGAGUUAAAGUGCUGCAGAUGGAACAGCUGCCACACUGCCAUGAGUGUGAAAAAACUCCAAACACAAACUAAACUGCUGACAUUCAUCACACUGCCAUAACUACCAAAACAACAUCCUGUAUUUAAACUUUGAAGCAUAAAUGUGUAUUUGGUGAUGCUGCAAGCACAAACCUUUGAACUACAGAAAGUUUAUACUAUCAAAAUGGGAUGAGUCCAUCAUCUAUAAUGAUUAUAUCCUCACAUUGUGCUACUUUUGGUUGCUAUUGUAUUUUAGCCAAAAUAAACAGUUUAUACAGAC